This is a messenger RNA of Rotaria sp. Silwood2, 531 nucleotides long. The record is from the annotation of a GenBank genome assembly. NCBI's taxonomy places the organism in Eukaryota, Metazoa, Rotifera, Eurotatoria, Philodinida, Philodinidae.
AUGGUAGACAACAGUUCUCCUCGUGUUCGAAAAGUUGGUGGUGUUCGAUUCACUGUCGAUGCACCAGAUUCAUCAAAUAAACAUGAACAAAAUUCACUUAAGACCACUGAAUUACAGUGGGACCAAUGUUGUAAUAAUGAAUGCUCGUUUGAUCUAUAUUUUGGUAUUUUGAAACUGUCUCAUAGUUAUACAAUGACAAUGGAUGUGGUUUUUCAUCAAGCUCCUAUCAAACUAGAGGCCAUUGUCGAUCAUCAACAUAUAGGUGGAUUGCAACUAUUGGUGACUGAACUUUCACAAUCUCAGUCCGAAAAUCAAACCAAUUUUCAAGUUGAAGUCGUAAUUAAUCCAGAAACUAUACCUGGACAUUUUCAUCGAACAUUUUUAUUGAGAGAAACAUCGACAUCGCAACAAAGAUCUGUUAUAGUAAAUGUUCGUGGAAAAAUAUUGCGUGAAGGUCAAGGAACAGCAACAUUGAAACAUGAUGUCCAUAUGAAAUCAAUUAUAACAAAAGCAAAAGAGGACGAAGAAUGA